Messenger RNA from Galleria mellonella (greater wax moth), 1441 nucleotides. RefSeq names its product putative gamma-glutamylcyclotransferase CG2811. Gene Ontology annotation, molecular function: gamma-glutamylaminecyclotransferase activity. Lineage: Eukaryota; Metazoa; Arthropoda; Insecta; Lepidoptera; Pyralidae. The transcript is spliced from 5 exons. The coding region runs from base 222 to 770 and encodes 182 amino acids. The record is from RefSeq and is a predicted model, not a curated record.
AGCUAAAUUACUAUAUACUUAAUGUAUUAUUUCUAUGUUUUGCUGUUAGAUAAUAAAUGGUAGUACUAUUUGACAAAGAAUUUGGAAUUUGUAAGUUAAGGUGAUCUUGCUAAGUAAUACUAGAUGCUAUUAUAUUAUCUGUAGGUAAUACGUUUCCAAACUAUCAAUCAAUCAACUGUCAAACUGAAAUGACAAGUGUGACAACUGUAAUUACGUAAUAUAUGAUACAUUUAACAGUGCGUCCUUUAUCCUACAUCAGACAAUUCAACGUGAAAUAUUUUAGUGAAAUGACCCAUAAAGUAUUUGUCUAUGGUACACUGAAACGUAACGAGCCUAAUCAUCAUUGGCUAACUGCACCAGAGAAUGGAUAUGGUAAAUUCAUUGCUGAGGGAAGGACAAGAACAAAAUAUCCAUUGAUUAUAGCUACGAAAUAUAAUAUACCAUUCCUUAUUUAUAGUCCUGGCCAAGGAUAUAAUGUUAGAGGUGAAAUUUAUGAAGUUGAUAACAUUAUGUUAAGUAAACUGGACAUAUUAGAAGACCAUCCAAAUUAUUAUAUUAGAGAAAUAGACGAUAUUGAAGUUAAAAAAACAGACACAAACGAUGUUGAAACAGUAAAAUGUUGGGUAUAUUUCUUAAAAAGUUUUAAACAGGAGUUGUUGUCACGACCUCAGAUGGAUAAUUACUCAUCGGGAGGGAGUCAUGGUCUACCCUACAUGGAAAGGUCUAAGCGAGAUCCUUCUUAUAACUACCGAGCUGAGAUUAAGGAUUAAAAUCUUAAUUUAUUACUAAUGAAUAUAAUACACGAUCAAAUAUAUAGUCACAAUCAAUUUAUUAUAUUAUAUAGAUAAAUUGAUUUGGCUACCUAGUGGUAUUGAUUUUAAAGUACUUAAACUUAAUUCUAAAAUAUUAAUUCGAUAGUUUAGCUAUGUACAGUAGUUCUAAAGUGUUUUUUCUGAAAAUUUAGUUUACACUGAUCCUUAGAAUAAUCAUUUUACUGUGAUAUCAAAUAGAUAUUUUAAUUUUAAAGACAUAGUAUGGUGCUUAAAAAUUAAGUACAAUGAUUCAUUUUUAAUAAUAAUAAUUAUCAUUUACAAUAGAAUUUCGAUUAUACGAACAUCGAUUAUCCGAAUAUUCGAUUAUUCGGACUUAUUCUUCACGGCUCUAAUUACCGAUUUAGAAAUGGUAUUAUGUAUUAGUUGGGAUUAUAUAUUAGUUACUUAAAAACUACUUUUUUUUUAUACAACUUAGAAUGGCAAACAAGCUGACGGCCCACCUGAUGGAAAGUGGUAACCGUCGCUUAUAGACAUGAGCAGUACCAUGGACAUCACAGAGUAUACUGUUUCGCCCAUGAUACCCCCCAUGUGUUGCCAUUCCUGAGGACUCGGGUGUUAAUCCUCUGUACCCAGUAAAUUCACGCCAUGAAAUGAAAAUAGACCAUUUU